ACAGCUUUUGUCCCUUUUUCUCUGAGAGUAUACCAAUAUAAAGUCCAGAGGUUCUUCGUUAAAUACAGCAUAACACGUUUGGUCGCUUUUAACACUAGACUUGCUAAGGUAUUGUCAUUUCAAUGGUCUUUCUGCCAGUUUGGGGCGAUAGAUGGCAGCAGUUAAUGCAAAAUGAAAACAGGUCUACCAUCCUCACACUACUAGGCUAAAUGAUUGGAUUAAACGCUUAUUAAAGAGCAUAGCUCCUUAAACCUUUAACAUAUACCGAUUUGACCGUAGCUUAAAUACACUCAUAACCAGAAGCUGCUGAGGUUCUGAAGUCGCGCGCACUUGAUGCGACUGGAAUCAAUGCCAUCCAAUGAGUUAAGGGGACGUUCAGUCGAAGUUCCGCCCUCGUGUCUGUUUUAUUCGGUCCAUAUGAUCACGGGAAAGCGUAUAGAGCCCGUGCAAACUGAAAUAACGCGUUUAUUUGUGUCAGACGGAGAGAUUCCUCAGCUCUUGAGUGGAUUAUGACGCAUGUCUGAGUGUAAUGUCACGCGCGGCGGGGCUGCGCGGCUGGGACAGGUGUGUUACCUGUGGCUGUGAACGGAGGGAAUGGGCACGGAUCAGCAGCGUGCCGAUGAAACGUAUCGCUUUCCUUGAACCGUGUUGUUGUUUUCCGACCAGAAGCGUGUUUGGAUAGUGGAGCGGUGCCGGUGACUUUUGUCUAUUGAUUGAUCGCGAGCGGUUCGUGACGCCUUUGGAACGGGUGAAGACACGCAAACCACUCCCUGAGCACCGGACGCGAUCAAGCUCUCUUUUUGAUUGUGCAUCCAGUGUGAACGGGGAUUGCGCGCGAGUCUGACGCAUUAGCGAACCGGGCUGCGGUAGUAUGUGCGAGACGGUGAUGGCCGUGUCUCAGCUGGACAUCGAGCCUCAUCCACCGGAGAACGGCUUUGUUACCCCCGAAACUAGUAAAUCGCCCGAUUUACUCUCGCGGAUCGAUGGCGGCGUUUUGCCGAGCGUGGGCGGCUUCGGGAGAUAUCAGAAACAGCUGAUCGUUUUCACAUGGAUCCCGGCCAUUUUCAUUGGCUUCAGCCAAUUUUCGGACACUUUUCUCUUGGCUGAGCCUUGUGCGCAAGUGCAGCGGAAUAACAGCGUUGUUUCGCUCAAUGUUACGCAGCCGAUAUAUAAUAUCAGCGUCAAUAAUCCAAGCAACACCGCUGAUGCGUCAUCUCAAUGCAUCUGUACGGAAUCGAUGGUAUGCGAACUGCAAGUCGGACUAGAGCAAAAUGUUGUCACCCAGUGGAAACUUGUGGGUGAGUCUGCCUGGAUGGUUCAUAUUGCCAAAUUCUCCCUGUUGGUGGGCUCCAUCUUUGGAUAUUUGGUGUUGGGAAUUGUGGCAGAUUGGUUUGGACGACACCCGGUCCUGAUCCUGUCCGUCAUCUUCAUGUUAAUUUUCGGCAUGACGGUGGCCUUCUCCGUCAACGUCCCGAUGUUCAGCACCCUGCGCUUCUUUGAGGGCUUUUGCUUGGCAGGAAUCACGCUCUCGCUCUAUGCUCUGAGGAUAGAGCUGUGUCUGCCAGGAUGGCGUUUCUCCAUGACCAUGGUGGCAAACUUUGUGGCGUUGGCGGGGCAGUUGCUCAUGCCGGGACUGGCAGUCCUCUGUCGCGAUUGGCAGAUUCUGCAAGCAGUCGUAAUUUGCCCUCUCUUUCUCAUGCUGUCCUAUAUCUGGAUUUUUCCGGAGUCUCUGCGCUGGCUGCUAGCGACGAAACAGUACAAUCGCUCUAAAUGGAUCAUGGAGCGCGUCGCCAAGAAGAACAACAUCAACCUAGAGGAGGACGCAGAGGAGCUCAUGACAGAGCUGAACCAAGCCCUGCCAAAGCAACCCAGGAAGACAUGCAUUGUGAAGAUGGUUGGCACAAGGAACCUGUGGAAGAAUAUAGUAGUGCUCUGCGUCAACUCACUGACAGGUUACGGGAUACACCACUGCUUUGCACGCAGUCUGACGGAAGACCAGCCGACCUCCGUGUUCUCUAAUUUCUAUGCCAAAUACUACACCAUGGGGGGCACUGCUGUGGCAUCAUGCGUGGCGCUCUGCCCUGCCGUGGGCAUGAUGGGGCGGCGCGGGGGACUCCUCGUGUUUAUGAUCAUCACAGCCCUGGCCUCUCUCCUUCAGCUCGGCCUGCUAAACCUGUUGGGGAAGUACAGUGUUCAACUGAAUAUUGACAACUCUGUUACGCUGAACUCCAAAUUUUCAAUGGCUUUCUCCAUCAUUGGCAUGUUCUCCUCCCACGCUGUCAGCAACCUAAGCAUCUUUUUUUGUGCUGAAAUCACCCCAACUGUGAUUAGGGGUGGCGGUCUAGGCCUCGUCCUGGCCAGUGCUGGUUUUGGCAUGCUGACGUCACCCAUCAUGGAGCUGCAUAACCAGAAAGGCUAUUUUCUGCAUCACAUCAUUUUCGCCUGCUGCACUCUUAUCUGCAUCAUUUGCAUCUUGCUGCUGCCCGAGACUCGCAAUCGACCGCUUCCAGAAACGUUAGCGGAUGGUGAAAGCUACACCCGCCAACCAUUACUGCCGCCUCGCAGACCGGGCGAGCAGCGCCUUCUGCUGACCAAGUCCGAGAGCCGCGAGUACGCGAGGGUAGGCGAUACGCCUCUCCACGAAGCAGCUGCCACUGCUAUUUCCACUAUGGACUCCACAGCCUCAUCCGCCGUCGAUCUUCAGAUGCUCAUUGAUGCCCCUGUCCAGCAAGUGACCGGCCAGGCACAGCUGUUCAGUAUGAAGUCAUUGACUUCUACCCAAGAGCCAGAUGAAAUCCAGCAAGAGUAUCCCAGAUCUGCGUCCAUGCCGGAAACCUCUGCCUCAUCCAUAGAGCAUCCUCUCCUUGCCUCUAUCCCAAACACUUCAACCCCAAUCGCUAUUAAUUACAUUCAGACACCUAAACCAGAAUCUCCAGCUGUUCUGCCGCCUUCAACUGCGGAACCUCCUUUGAUCACCGAUUCUACCCUGGAGUCCCCGACUUCUUCCGAUCUCCAAACUCCUUCGCUUUUAGAUAUAGGUACACCAGAUGCUGAAUUCCCCUUGCCAGUUGCUAAUGAUAUCAACAUCCUAACUGAAGUGGGUUCUGCAGGUCCCGCCCAAACCUUUCCUCUCUGCGCAUCCACUGGACAAUCACCCACUCCGCCUUUAAAUGACAUUCCUCCCUCUUCCUCAAUAGACUCUCCCGUUCACCUAGUCACUGAAAUUCUGUCCUCUUCCCCAACAGAACUGUCUUUGCCACCAAUGCCGGACCAGUUUGGUCAAGUUAAUGCCAUCCCAGCUCAAUCCUUUUCUUCACCCAUAGAUCCCGGCACUCCAUUGUUACAUUUAGUCGCCCAACCUGCGAUUAACUCCAUAGAAUCUGGCCCCCCUUCACCAGCUGUAUUGGAGCCAACCUUAAGUAAUGGUACUACUCUUCUUGCCACUGUGGGUUCAGCUGCACCUCAUGCCACAACCACCGACUCUGUUACAGAAUCCAGCCACCCACUUAUGACGAACUUGACUGUUUCCUCACCUAUUGACUCAGGUACACCUUCAGACGUUGACUUGCCCAUCACAGAAACCAACACUGCCAAUGGGGAGACGUCUUCAUGACGGACACGUUCGCUCCAUGAGACUUGGUGGACAGCCUUAUUAUCAAGAAGAAAUUCUUGUCAUGGGGGCUCAUGCCAGUCAUUGUUAGAAGUAUUUUUAUUUUCCAGCAGCCAUGACCCAAGAAUGGCAAUGCAAGGAGAAGGUAUAAAAGGAUUUGACUGAAAGGGAACAACCAUAAGGUUUGAUGCUCAAAGGGUUUUUACUCUCCGUUGGUUUCAAUGAAUUAAACAGCCUUCUUAGGGGUCGUUCACACAAAGCGCGUUUUUCCAUUCCAAACCGCUAUUUUCCAUUGUUUUUAUAUGUAAACAUGGUAGACGGAUGUGUAUGAUGCGUCUCGCACAUGAUUUUGGACAUUUUUGCUUUAUGUUAAGACAGUUAUUAGACAGGAAGCAAUGUGGGAGAGAGGGGGGACAGGAUUGGGAAAGGUCCGUAAGCAAGGACUCGAACUUGGGAUGCAUGUAGCGCAAUGGCGCUAUCUGUCGGCGUGCUGCCCACGAGGCUAUUGGUGCCGACUAUCGCCACGUCCUUAAGAUGUGGUGUCAAAAGAAUUUCAACUUUUACACACAGUGCCGCUCAUCAAUGUCAGUUCCAAAACAGCGGACCAAUCAGACGACCCAGAGGCGGGGCAAGAGUUGCAAGCUUUUGUUGACAGUAUCAAGUUGGCAUGGCAAUUGUUUUAUUUGACAGAAACAUUGCGGAGGCAUGUAAAGAUGCGUUCUGUGUGAACGACCCCUUACUGUGGUGCCAGUAACUGCUUUUUGGGCAGCUAGAUCCAAAUUUCCGUGUCAUCAUUGAGCUUGUGUUAUUACGAUCACUAAGACCAAUAGUGACAAGUUCCCACUCUGGAAUUUCAUAUAAUCUAGUAAUUACUGAUAUCUGCUUGUUUGAUGGUAAUUAACAACAGGUAGGAUCACAUUAGUCAAAUGUGAUUAAUUCUGAGUCAUUUUCUCUCAAUCAUUUGACUGUAAUUAAGUCCAUUAAAUUUUGCAAUAUUCAGGUGGGAAUACGGCAUCUGUGAAGUCCAGUAUCAAAGGGAAUUUCUCAAAAGCCCAAACACUGUAUAUUUAACACUGGGAAUGUUUGCCAAUGUGUCUUGAAGUGGAAGGCAAAUACCUCUAUGAAUUGGGUGUCGAAGAAACGCCAGUUUCUGUGUACAAAAGAGUAAGUGCAGACAAAAAUGCAUAUUUCCAAACCUGAUGUAAAAUAGACAUUACACAGAGACUGCUCAAAAUGGUAUUCGUGUGGUAUGUUUUAUUAAGCUAAUGUUUUUUUUAAGCUAAUCACUAGAUUCUGGUGGGGGGAAAAUAAUUUUGAGGGAUACAGAUGAUGUACUUCAUGGCUGUGUGUCUUAACCACAAUACACUCAAUCAAGUGUAUGCAACAGACGUAUUGUGAAUGUGAAAACUUUUGUAAUUUAUGCUAUUGUGGUACUGAUGUACAGUGGUACUGACUGCUUUAAAAAAAAAAAAAAAAAAAAACAUAUUUUAGGUUACUAUGUCUGUAUCAAUGAGUGUAUGCCCAUUGGUAUUUUGUUACCAUGUCUGUGGCACUUUAUUGUUCACAGUGACAAAAAAAAGCAUGUGAACAUGAAAAAAAAUGAAACUUUCAAUGAAUGAUGUGGAAGUAAUGAGAACAAAUAAUAAUUUGAGGAAUGACUACAAUUGUCAUCUUUCAUUUGUGGUACAUUUAUACCCACAGCAAUAAUGUGUUUAUAAUGUGCGACCCAUGCCAUGAGUUUAAAACAUUUCAGAUUUUUUAAAUUGUUAAAAAUCAGUGAAGAAUACUAAUAUUCAAUACUAGUUUUUAAUUGCUAAAAAUAUCCCCUAAAAUAUGGUAUCAGGUGGGUGUGCUUAUUCAUAAGUCUGGCUAAAACAAUUCAUUUCGGACAUGUACUUGGCACCAAAUGUAACAUUACUUUGGAUAAAAUGAAAAGAAUGUUUUUCAAUGACUGUGGCAUAUUCUUAAUCAUUCAAGCUAAUGUUUAGUUUCUGUUUACUUUCAAUAAAUAGUAUUAUUGCCCUGAAGUAUGUAAAAUUUGUAGAAAGGUUUUUGAUUAUUUGUUCAUUUAAAUGACAUCUUUUGUAUUUCAAGUUAUUCCAAGGACGGGGCAUUUUCUUCUCAAAUAUACCAUGGCCUUCUUCUGCUGUUUCUGGUGACCUGCUUUAGCUUUUGCUACUGUUGUUACAUUUGAUAUAUACACAUCCUGAAUGAUGAUGAGUCAUUUUCAAGCAUGUUACAUCAAAAGAACAAUCUCAAAAGAAAAAUCACACUUUUACAUUUGCAGUCGCAAUGUGACUUGUUAGUAUGAUUUGGCUUUGAGAUUUGUCCAAACUGUUUAAAGCAAUACAAAGACUCACAUUUUUAAGGUCUAAGUCCCAAAGGGGAUUCAGCAUUCAAUGAAACUUCAUUUCCUAGCCAAGAAUUCUGGAGAAAGAUUAGGCCAAGUGUGCAAAUACUGACAUGAAUGUUCGGCCAGUGCAUGCUUAACAUGAGCUCUUUUAACGUCGCUCUUAAUAAUCGAUAUUUAUGAGGGCAAUAGUUUUACCUUCAGUGCUUGUGCCAUUGAACCACAUUAGUUUCAAACAUACAAAACUUGCUCAGCAAGAUUAUUCAAACUGUUUGAUUUGCCAUGAGAGCAGUUGAUCUGAAAGAGUCUGCUAUAAUGCUUAUUGCAGCAAUACUGAGAAAGAAAUGCAUGCUUGCAUUCUAAAGCGUCAAGAUUGUAAUUCAAAACAACCACGUGAAAUUGUGCUUGUGCAGCUAGAAUGAUUUGUGUAUUUACUUGGAGAAGGUAUGUUUUGGGUCAAAUCUCUUCCUCCACAACGUUGAAUUCUCAGCUCACUAUUUGACACUAGACAUUAUGAAUUAUUCAUUAAGGUCAAGAUCAAAAAACACAGUCCUGCAUUUUGCUCUAAUGUAACAUUUUGAACAGGUUAAAUGCUGUAGUUGACACUUAAGAAUACACAUGAGAAAGCUAUACUGUGACGACUCUUCCAUAGGCAACUAACGCACAAGUGUCAGCCUAAAAAGAACAAUAUUUCUCGUUUUCAGGUAGAAUCGCUUGACAUGCCAGUCUUACGCAUAGCAUGCAAAGGUUGACUGUUAAUAAGAGAGAACAGCUGCAGUGAGGUGCACUCCACAUCUGCAGAUGAAGCACUAUAGAUAUGAACCACAUCAAACUGACCUUUUUUAAACUGAUCUGUCUGGAGUGAUCUCGGAAAAAUGAAUGUUAGAGCCAAUGCAAACUCUUUUAAAUUCAAAUUUGUGAUAUCUUGAGUAUAUCUCAUAUACUUGAAAAGGGUAUUUAAUGCAGGUAUUCCCUCAGAAUGUAAGAAACAAGAAUACUGGCAAGAGGAUGAAUGUCAAAAAAUUUAUUGUUUUGGGGUUUAAUGUACAUUUUUUAACAUAAAUAAUGCACAUGUAAAUAAAGUCAUAUGUGUCGUAAUAUACGUUAUUGAAUAAAAUAUAUUUAUUGAUAUA
Messenger RNA from Onychostoma macrolepis, 7093 nucleotides. It is a transcript of the gene slc22a23a, whose product is annotated as solute carrier family 22 member 23. Gene Ontology annotation, molecular function: transmembrane transporter activity. The record is from RefSeq and is a predicted model, not a curated record. Lineage: Eukaryota; Metazoa; Chordata; Actinopteri; Cypriniformes; Cyprinidae. Gene Ontology annotation, biological process: transmembrane transport. The coding region runs from base 872 to 3613 and encodes 913 amino acids. The transcript is spliced from 10 exons. Gene Ontology annotation, cellular component: membrane.